Messenger RNA from Myripristis murdjan (pinecone soldierfish), 1821 nucleotides. RefSeq names its product LRAT domain containing 1 (gene lratd1). NCBI's taxonomy places the organism in Eukaryota, Metazoa, Chordata, Actinopteri, Holocentriformes, Holocentridae. The record is from RefSeq and is a predicted model, not a curated record. Gene Ontology annotation, biological process: cell motility; cell morphogenesis. The coding region runs from base 129 to 917 and encodes 262 amino acids. The transcript is spliced from 2 exons.
GGGGGGGAGAAGAGGGAGAGCGGGGGACCAGGCAACCCACGGGACUCAUGGACCGGAAGGAUAUUUAAUCAUUUGCUCUGGGAACGGACAGACACCGCAGUCCAUGCCUCUUCCUUGUCAGGUCAUUGAUGGGAAAUCAACUGGAUCGGAUCACCCACCUGAACUACAGCGAGCUGCCCACGGGGGAUCCGUCCGGGCUGGAAAAGGACGAGCUUCGGGUCGGCGUUGCCUACUUCUUCUCUGACGAAGAGGAGGAGGUGGACGACCGCACUCCGUCCGACUGCGGCUUCACCACGGACCACAGCCCGGCUGAGGAGGGACCCUUCGUGGUCAGUGAGGUGGAAUAUUCCGCCUUCUGCUCCCAGGAAUGUAUCUUCUCCAAGCUCCGGGAGAACGAGGACCUGAAUGUGUACUCGGCCAAAACUUUGAUGACUAUGUGCAAACCGGGGGACCUGCUGGAGCUGGUGGGCACAGCGCAAGCCCCCCAUUGGGUUAUCUACGAGCAGGACGACCAAGUGAUUCAUCUGCACAAGGGGGAGAUCCGCAAGGACAGCCUGCUCGAAAUCAGUAACGGCCGCCACGGGAGGAUAGUUAACAACCGGUACCGGUACCGACCGCUUCCCGCUGACCUGGUGAUGCAGAACGCAGCGGGACACCUGGGCCUGAGCAGCAGGGAGAUAUGCUGGACCAACUCGGAAAGUUUCGCAGCCUGGUGCCGCUUUGGGAAACGAGAGUUCAAAGCCGGAGGAGAGGCGCACUCAGCAGAGCAGCAGUAUUUCCUCAAAGUGCAUCUGUCCGGCAGCGGGGUGCACACUCUGGUCUUUCGCAGCCUAGAGGACAUGAUCCGGGAGAGAAGGCGAGUGGACGCCAGUGGAAUUCUCAAAGAGCUGUCUUUGGUUAACGGGGGUAAGGAGUGAUUUGGGAUUCCGUUUGAUAACCUCUACUCCACCCCGCCUCUCCCCCGUACCUUCUCUCUUUGAAGCGCACAGAUGCACACUUGCACACUCAGACACACGCACGCACGCACACGCGCGCGCGCGCAGACACAUAUACAAGGACCUGUUGGCUUUUGGACGCUGCCUGCAUGUCACAGAUGGACCCUGGGCUGCGUUUGGACCGCAGGCGCUCUACUGGAAUUUCCAUCAAAUUGCCGAGUGGUGAAAACUGAGAGAGCGACCACACAAACAGACAACGCCCUUUCAUCAGAUCAGAAUUCGUGCGGGUGGGACACGCGAUUUCUACUGAGAACAUUGCCCCAAGCAGCGAAAUCACCUUGUACCUUUAAUGACCCCACAUAGCGCACACGGCUCGGGUUUUUUUUUUUUUUUUUUUUUUUUUUUUUUGGUUUCUCGGGAUAAUGGAAUUGGGCCCUUCUCUGCAUAAGGGCGCCCACUGCAGCAGACCAGACGGUGAGACGGAGAGGUGGGGAGAGAUAUGAGAGAUGGCAUCUGGGAUAGCACUCGAAAUGUCUCCCUUCUAUUUUUUUACUGUUAGCUUUAACAUUAUUUAAAGACUGGGACUGAUCAUAUCACAGACCCAAACGUUAAGCCACUAGUUCAUGUAGGCCUAUAGACAGUCCCGGUUGACUAUACGCAGUUGCCUAAACAAAGCAUUUGGCUUGUUCAAGCUCCCCUUUUGCCAUAUCGAUAAAAUUGUCAUCUCCAAAAGCUGUCAUCCUGCUCCACAGCACUGGAUGUGUGUGUAAAUUGUAUUCAUAUAUUGAUUUCGAUUUGAAUCUCAUAUUUUUGUAUUUCAGUUAAGUGAAUUUUACCCUGAUCUCUUUUUUGGUUGAAAUAAACGGCGGUUGAAAUUUGAAAAUGA